AUGCCCAAAGAACAAUAUACUACAAAUUCACCAGACGAAUUAUUAUCAAAUACUUCCAAAGAUUUACCUAAUAAUUCUUUACCUGCACGUACAGGACCGUAUCGUCCUAUAUCAGCUAAACGACCACGUGAUCCAUCUCAGCGUAAAAGUGUUUCAUUUAAUGAUGUUCCUACUAUAUAUGAAGUUCCGUCUCAUGAUAUCAUGCGUGGCUCUAAUGGUGAUGCAUAUCGUUCAUGGACAUAUACAGAUGCAACAUUACCUACAUCUGCUACGUCGUCAUUAUCAUUGUAUUCACCACAAACAAUUAUACCACCCACUCCAAAUAAUGUUUCUGCUCAAAAAUUACAGGCUAAUCGUUUAAGUAGUGCUCUAUAUUCAACAUCAUCAACCCUUACGACAGCAAAUCGUUUGACUGAUUGGGCUUCAAGAACUAGAACAACAAAAUCGAUACCAACUACAGAAGAAACAACUAUAACAAAUGAAAAUAAUGUUUCUUCAAAUGCAUCUGUAAUUGUUGUUCAGACGCCUGAUGAAAAAAUAAAUAAAGAUACAACAGUUAAAAAUAAUAAUCAAUCAACAUAUAGUAAUCCAUAUUUGACUUAUCCUCAGUCAACAUCAACAUCAACACCAACAGCAACAUCAGCAUCUUCUUCAUCAAUUGCUCCUGAAAAUGUUGAAGAGAAAAGAUAUUCUUUUCGUACACCAUUCAUACCUGAAACAGAAUAUUAUCGUAGUUUACAAUUUACAAACGGAAUAUUAACUAAUUCGACACCAAAUUAUUCAUCAAUAUUAUCUUCGAACAAUGGCCAAUCAAAUUAUAAUUCCAAUGAUUCACUAACAUUUGCAAAUUCUCGUGGAUCACGUAUUCGUUCAGCUAUAACGCCAGGAACAAUGACACAAUCAUCAUUACGUACUAGUGAUACAAUUUCAAUUACACCAUUUCGUGCAGCAUCAUCAACAUAUUCAGCGAAUGCUGCAACUCCAUCAACAAGAACAAUUUUACGUCCAUCAACAGUUGCUUUUCAAUCUGCACAACCAUCAGUACCACCAGCAACUACAACAACACCUAUAAACAUCAUAAAUAAUCCACCAACAACACCUGCUACAACAGCAACCAACAUUAUCAAUGCUACAAAUUCAAUAACAAAUACAAUAAAACCACCUACUGCACAACCACGUUUUGCCUCAUCAGCAGCUGCAGCAGCUGCUGCACAUUCUCGUUUUAUGCUACCUCCAAAUCGAGCAUUUCCAUCAUCUACAUUAGCUUCAUCAGCAAUUAAAUAUUCUUUUGGUCAUUCAACAACAGAUCCAACAACAACAAAUCCUAUAGCAUCACAAACAGCAGCAUCAAAAACGGCUCCAAAUGUUUAUCCUCGUUCACGUUCAGCAAAUGUUUUAAGUAUGAGACGUACAGUUGCUUCACCUGUUGUUAUGCUCGAUGGUCAAUCUCAUGGAAGAAAUACAACAACAUCAACUGAUCCUAAUACUAAUUUAUAUGCAACAAGGCGUAGUCCAAAUGUGAGACAAACCUACGGUGCUUAUUAUAUGCAUCAUGUUCUUUUACCCACAACUACUAAUUGA
Molecule: messenger RNA, 1581 nt
Organism: Adineta steineri
Lineage: Eukaryota; Metazoa; Rotifera; Eurotatoria; Adinetida; Adinetidae
Source: the annotation of a GenBank genome assembly